AGUGCCACAGUUCACGCGUGUAUUCAGAGCAGGAGUGUCAAUGCUCUUUGAGCUUUGGCAGUCGAAGCACCUUCACUUCACUGCACUCAAGGCAAUAACCGAACAUUUAAAAUCCCAACCAAAUGGACUACACCUACAGGAUCAGUGCUUAUCCGUCUUUCUUCUGGAUAAAUGAUCUUUUUUCUGUGAAAAAGUGAAGACACUUUUUCAUGACUCUCCACACUACUGUCUCACAAGGACUAAUUUCAACCAACAAAGUGUUUCUUCAACAGGUUCUUUUCUUCAAGACAUCUACAAGAUCUACAAAAUAUCCACUGCAUGAGCUUUUUUUUUAUUCUUUCACCUCCACAGGAGCAGAUGUAUACUUCAGGAUGAAUGAUGGUGAAGUAAAAAGGAAUCAUAUGUUGUGUUCUUGGAGACCCUUUGGUAGCUUAAGAAUGUACGAUCGCUCAAGCAUAUAUGUUUCAGAUCAAGAUCUGGUCUAAAGGAUCUCAGUUCAACCAUAUGUGUUCUAGCGUACAUACGGUAUUUGGGGUGCUGUUUUACUCAUCACUGGGGCUUGUUCAUUUUGUAAAUUCAAAACUGAGAGUUCGCUUUUAGUCUGUAUGUUCCCUUUAACUACAAGUAUGAACGGCACCAAUUCUUCCACCACUGACAGAGAGCCAGAUUAUAUAUUACUGAUUCCCGUGGUGCUCAUCAUUAUCAUCAUCAUCGUGGGCAACCUGCUGGUCAUCAUUGCAAUAGCACGGACAGCCACACUUCAGACUGUAACCAACAUCUUCAUCAUGUCAUUGGCAUGUGCAGAUCUGAUCAUGGGGGUUAUGGUGGUGCCACUUGGUGCCACCAUUGUCGUAACAGGUGACUGGCUACUCAAUGACACAUGGUGCACUUUAUGGACGACGGUAGACAUCCUGUGUGUGACUGCCAGCAUUGAGACACUUUGUGCCAUCUCAGUGGACCGAUACAUUGCGAUCACAAGACCCCUACACCACAAAGGGCUGCUUAGCAAAUGGCGGGUUCGACUGAUUGUAUGCGUAGUGUGGGUUGUGUCUGCUCUCACAUCAUCCCCAAUCAUUAUGACCGAAGGUUGGAAAGCUACAGAUGAUAAAGCUACUGAAUGCUAUUUAGAUGAAAAAUGCUGUGAUUUCAUAGCCAACGAAGGUUUUACAAUUGCAUCAUCAGUUAUUUCAUUCUACAUUCCUCUAAUCAUCAUGAUCUUUGUCUACACCAAUGUGUUUGUCAUUGCUACAAGGCAGGUGCAGCUAAUAGGGAAGAACCAACAGCGUUUCAAGAAUGAAAAUGUAGCCAUCAAUGGCAACAACAAUCUGCCAUCAACCACCAGCAUUGGCAGUGCUUCGUCAGGUAAACGGAAAUCCCACCGACGAAGGCCAUCCAGAUUAAGUGUUGUGAAAGAGCACAAGGCAUUGAAGACUCUGGGAAUCAUCAUGGGAUGCUUUACUCUCUGUUGGUUGCCCUUCUUUCUAGCCAACAUCAUCGAGACCUGUAUUCGUGGCCAGAUACCACCACAUGUCUUACGAUUAUUAAACUGGCUUGGCUACAUCAAUUCAGGCCUCAACCCCAUAAUCUACUGCAGAAGCAAAGAAUUUCGUACAGCCUUCAAGAGCCUUCUAGGAUGUCCCUGGCUGCAAAUGCCAAGCAUGGACUACCUUUUUAAGGAGAUUAGGACUCGAUGUCCAUGUUUUCUCGGCUUGACACAAGCAGGCAUGAACGGAGCUUUUCAGAAAUCUGUUAGCUCACGAGGGACAAGGCCAGAUCCUGUUCCACAAGACGAUGGGGAUGAAAGUCUAGGAAGCAGUCAGAGCAGUUACAAGAGUGAACAGCCAUCUCCGGGAGCUGCACGCUCCAACGGCAGCAUGCACUUCAGCGAUUUCUCUGAAACGGAAACCGAAUUUUCCACCUUACAGGGGCUGGGAGAAUAAAAAUCCACAGCUUGGCUGAAAGACAGAGCGAGACAAUGAGAGCGAGACAGAGAGAGAGGACUAAUUUCAGCCGAGAUUGGAUAAACUUUCUGGCCAGCAGACCAAGGACUGCAAAAAGCCACAGGAGCAACCUCACAAAUGACUGUGAUGAAAUACAUAAACAAGAUAAACCAAAUGGGAACGGUUGAUCGGACGGUGGCACGCACAGAGACGGCUCUCGCACAAGAGCGGAUGGACAGCGGAGAGCAAGUCCAGGCUGCUAUUACUUUUGGCCUUUAGGAAAAAUAACUGGAUCAAACCAGUUAAGCUGGGUCGGUGUGAUGGACAACAGUCUGUAAGGGGCUAGUGGAAGCCAAGUUGGAGCUGGGUGAUGUGGAGGAGUCUCAAAGCAAUCCAAAGUUCGUCGAUUUUCUCACAGGCUGACUCCGUCCCAGCAAGUUUAUAUCUUUCACAAGCAAGGACUUGGAAAAAACACUUCUGGCGCACAAAUAUCUACAACAGACCUGUUUUUUUUUUGUUUGUUUGUUUUCUUUUUAGCACAACAGAUGUAGUCUGUCAUUUAGAAUACAAGAAAGUAGUGGAUGAAACCAAACUUUGUACUUUAUGUUAAAUUAUUUCCUAUUUAUUUCAAUCCCCAAUUUUACCUGUGAAAUGUGCAAAGAGUGUAUCAGAACGAUAGAGGUAUUCAUGUCGUACAGGUUCAUGUCUGUUCGCUGAAAUGUAUAGCUAAUAAUAUGGUAGCUAAUGUUUUCUGUUUUUCUUCAGUUUGUUUUUAAAAAAAAAAAAGUCUAUAAGCUGCAAACACCAUGUGCACAAAACUCACCCCACAAAAAUCCCAACAAGUAAAACAGGACAAUCUCCUUAUUUUUCUCUUCCUUUAAUUCACCGUUAGAGCUGCUAACGUUUCUUUUUAAUUCGUUCAGAGACAACAGGUUGAUAUGUAUCAGUCGUCUGAUCCCCAAGGCAUGACACAUGAUGAUAUUCUGUAUGAUACUUUUUUGAUUAAAUAGCUUUUUAUACUAACAAAACUCCCAAUAUAGAAUUUAUUCUCGCAUUAAAAGAAAAAAAAACAACGUAGGAACAACUGACGACACUUUUUCAUAUGUAACACAGUGGUGUUUCAUUAUCAGGUGCAAUUGCUAAGGAUUUCAAUUUCCAUGAGGAAAGUAACUGAAAAGGAAAAUUAAUAAUAAUAAUAAUAAUAAUAAUAAUAAUAAAUGCAACGACGGACAUGCUUUCUGUGGAUCUCAGGAUAUUUGUUGUGCCCUCUGAUACAGUUCUUUUUUUUCAGAGGAAUCAAUUGGUAGCAUCCAUACUGCUUUUUGAGCUGUGUACAUAAUUCCUUGUUCAAUGUGAUUUUCUUGUAACAUUAACAGAGCAGAUAAAUAACAGGAUGUAAAAAAAUAUAUAUAGAUAGAUAGAUAUAUCCCGGGCUGCACAAUUAUGUAAAAAAGAAAAAGAGAGACUUUUAUUAUUUCAAUGUUGUCAUUGCAAUCUUUAUAAAUUUGUUAUUGUGGUUUAAAGUGAUUUAAUAAAGCCUAAUCCUGGAGUUACAGUACGAGCCUUUCUGAGCAGAGAUUUGAAGAUUAAUCUUAAGAUUUAAUGAAAGCAAAUCCCUUAAUACUAAAACACAUACAUCGUAACACCAGUGACAGACAUGUUCUUUGAAGAGCAGCACUAAUUUGAAAUUAAAAAAAAGCCUUAUUUCAGUGUAAGUGUACCACUGUAUACACACAACAUACAACACUGUGAUUGUAUGAUUAAUUAUUCAGCCCUAUAAAAAAAAUUGGAAAUAAAUACAUUAAAAUA
Molecule: messenger RNA, 3749 nt
Organism: Neoarius graeffei (lesser salmon catfish)
Lineage: Eukaryota; Metazoa; Chordata; Actinopteri; Siluriformes; Ariidae
Gene: adrb3a
Product: adrenoceptor beta 3a
Exons: 2
Coding region: 606-1940 (444 amino acids)
Biological process (GO): norepinephrine-epinephrine-mediated vasodilation involved in regulation of systemic arterial blood pressure; adenylate cyclase-activating adrenergic receptor signaling pathway
Cellular component (GO): membrane
Molecular function (GO): beta3-adrenergic receptor activity; epinephrine binding; norepinephrine binding
Source: RefSeq, a predicted model, not a curated record